GGAGUUUCAUUCACAUAAUGAUGGAUUGACUAUAAUGGAAAAUUAUUCUACUUUUGGUGGAUUGCUUCUCAUUUUCUUAAAAUCCAAAACUGGAGAAAAAUAAUAUGUUGAGUAAACUGGAGGAUAUUAUUCUAUGUGAUAAUAUACACAGACAUUGGCAUACAGAGUUGAGUUUUAUGAGUAAUUAUUAAAACAAAAUGCUUUAAAUAUGUCAUUAAAACUCUUGAUAGCUACUAGAGUACAUGACAAAGGAAGUAUAUUUAUAACUCUCACUCUAUUGCAUUUCAUUGUACAUACAUAUACUAUGCCUGUGGGUAUAACAGAAACGUUGAACACAAGUCAUGUUGAAUUUGUACGUAUAAAUUCCAAUGGGAAUCAAAGUCAACUGGAAAAUAGUAAUCAGUCUUAUGUCACAAAUGGAGUCCUCAGUACACAGUUGGGUAAAAAUAAUUCCAACGAAAUAUGACAACCAGUCAUGCCAGUUAUAAAGAUUCCGCUGUUCUAAGCACUCCUGUACCACUCAUCAACAAGACAAUUAGUUACAACAACAUUUCAAAUGUGACUACAAAGGCAGAUUCACUUGCUCAAACCAAUGAAUCAGAUAAAAUCAGCAGUAACCAAGUAACAAGCACACAACAAAAGGUUGCUAGCACUUUGAAACCGACAAAUGAGCCAAUCAUUAGUACAAAUUCAGGUAUCAAAUUCUUGAAAUAUAACACUGGUGAUACAAUACAUCUGAAAUGUCGGAUUGCGAAAGGACCAUAUCUGGUAUUAUGGAACAAAUUGGGUCUUGACUAUCCACUGACAAUAGGAAAGAAUCGUUUUAUACCGGAUGAGAGAUUUCAUGUACAGUAUAAACCGCCGAAUCGUUGGCAUUUAGUUAUUAAAAAUGCUCAAUUAAAUGAUACUGGUGUAUAUUCUUGUACGACUGGCUCUGGACUUGGCGACAGCGCUAGCAGUAAAGACUCUAGUGGUAAUUCACAUUCAUCAAACAAGAAUGAAAACUUGGAGUCGUCUGUGACUAGAAGACGUCAAUCGAAAAUGAAGAUAACAGAUGAUACAGCGAAAAGAAAACUGAAAGGUCGUGAAUAUUACGUCUCAGUGGUUGAACCGCUACCGUCUGAAAGAUAUCAAGUUGACGUGCCUAUAAGUAAGACAUCAAUGAAGAAUAAAACUAUAACAGUGACUGGUCCAAAUCUUGUAUUUUACGGUACCCCACUUGAAUUGAUAUGUCGUGCUAGUUUCCCGUCUUCAGAAGCUAAACUUGAUCCAACCAUCUCCCUGGAAUGGUAUCAUCGUGGAAUUCGACGUUUAUCAAAUCCAUACAAAUCUGGUGGUGUAUAUAUUACCCUUCGAUGGCUGGAUUCACAUCUGCUAGAGAGUCGAUUAUUCAUAGCCUGGGCAAGUGAAGCAGAAGCAGGCCAAUGGAUAUGUUUAGAAAGAUCAAAUCCUAUUAAAAAGGGGAAUUUAACACAGAUGUCACCGAAUUAUCAUAAACUGGAAUAUAUGGAGUUGAAUUCACAGUCACCUGCCUACCUUAAUAAGUCUGUAACAUACAGUCCAUCAAGGCUUGACUUUGUUUAUGAUAAAAUUUAUAUUGAAAUAAUUGAUCUCCCUGAUAUGACAGACUCUGCACACUCGACACCAGUCAGUACAUCAUCUGAUGUGCCAACACUAUCCUCCUCCUCCUCGUCGUCGUCCCUCGUCAUUUUCAUCACCUCUACACUCAUCAUCAUCAUCAACUUUCAAUCGUAAAUUCAUUCGACCAAAUACACUGGCUGAAACAAAUCAUUUAAAGGUAAAAAAUGAUGCAAAAUUAUCUUUUGUUGAACGUUUAAUACGUUCAAUGAAUUAUUGUACACGUUUACAAGUGAACAAAGACACAUUUAUAGUUUUCAUUUUAUUAAAUUGUUACUUUUACACAUCUGUAUUACAUCAUAUUUUAUAAGAAAAUGUGAAAGGGAGAAAAGCUUUGUGGAGAGACCGAGAGAGAUAGAGAGACAAUCGCAAAAGUUUUUAAACAGAAAUCUGUCUUCAGUAUAAACUAAGGGGAUUUUAUUUUGAUUUAGAUUUCAUUGGUAUUACUUUAUUCUUUUCUUAUCUUAAAAUGUGUUUUUACCUUCCAUUGUUAAUUAUUAUUUAUGUAAAGGAAGGCAAAGAUAUCUAUACAUGUAUAUGUAUGUGUUUAUUUUCUUUUUAUUGAAAGAACACAGAGUUAAUUUAUAAGUAAUGAGUUCUUUUUUUUCUGCUUACAGAGACAUUAAAGAUGCUGGGGUAAACUGGCGUCAAAUAUAACAUGUUAAUUUGGGUCUGUU
Molecule: messenger RNA, 2315 nt
Organism: Trichobilharzia regenti
Lineage: Eukaryota; Metazoa; Platyhelminthes; Trematoda; Strigeidida; Schistosomatidae
Source: the annotation of a GenBank genome assembly